AGUUGGCAACAACAACUUAGAAAAAUGGCAGCCGUCAAAAAGAAAGUAGUUACAAAAGAUGAUUUGCGACGAUUUAUGAAGGAAAAACAGACUGUCGUAAAAGGAACUGUUAAAAAGAUUGAGCAUCCAUUGGCUAAGUAUAACAGUCUCAAUCAACUUAUGUGUGUACUUUGUAACAGCAUUGUUAAAAAUGAUCUCCUUUGGUCUGCUCAUAUUUUGAGCAAGCAACAUAAAGAGCGUGUCUCUGAGCUGAAAACACAGGGUCCAGCCAAACCAGAUACUUCAGUGAAAGCUAAGCGGAAAGGUGAUGAUGACCUACAGACAAGCACCAAGAAACUGAAAACUGGCUCUGCUGAAGUGGAAAUUGUUUCCAACAAAGCUGUUCAAAGUGAUACAAAAGAACGGGCAAAAGCAGCAUUGUUGGCAGGCUAUUCAUCAUCAUCAUCAUCUUCAGAUGAGAGUGACACUAAUGAUGAUAAGGAAACUACACAAAACUCUACAGAUUCACCAACAAAAUCAUCUCGACUAUCAACAGCUAAGACUGACCUUCCUGAUGAUUUCUUUGACCACGAUGCUGAGACUGAACAGGCCCACAGUAAGAAGAUGUCAGAAGUACUUCCUGAAGGAUUCUUUGACGACCCAAAACUAGAUGCAAAGGUGAGAAAUGUUGAGUACAAAGACAAAGAUGAAGAACAAUGGGACCUGUUUCAGAAGGCAAUCAAAGAAGAGGCGCAGGUAUCUGAAGUGAUCAUGGAAGAGGAAGAUGAACAAGUCAAUAUUGAUAGAAACAUUGAUGAGAUAGAUGAUCAGAUUCAUCGUUGGCAGGAAGUUGAGAAUCUGCAUGUGAAAAAAGAAACCAUUGCAAAAAGUUGUAAACCUGAUGGUUCCAAAGACAAUGUUGAUGAUGAGGUGGAUGAUGAAGAGCUUGAUUCCUUGUUAAAUUGGAGAGCGAAAAAAUCUUUGAACUAGUUCUUGAUGGAUGGAAUGUUUUUUUUCCCCAUGAUGUAAAUAAUGUUUGAAGGAUGCUGCAAAGAGCCAUUUAUGUCGGCUUUUAUCUUCUGUUCAAAAUAUUGAAUCAUACUAUGUCUUGUUGAUAUAACCAGGCAAAGACUUUUUGCCUGUUGAAAAUAGGUUUUUUAUUUAAUAGGUUUCCCUUUCAUACCAGAUGGUAUAUUGAUUAGACCCUGAUAAACUUUGAAAAUGAUUUGAAUUCACAAAUUACCAACUCAUCAACACUAGUGAAAAGCAUGUAGAUAUUUAACCUGUUGUUUUCUUAUCCCAUGGAAACCAAGUAGGUUUUAAAUGUUUGCUUGUGCAUUCUGCAUUGGUUUUAUUUUCAAAAUACAGGCCUGGGGGGGAUUAUUAUUAUUAUAGCUUUUAUAUAGCACUACUUUCAUGCUUAUAGCAUGCUCAGAGCGCUUUUGGUCCAAGCUCAUUUGUGGACCUGGGGGGGGGGGGGUAUCUAGGAGUUGGUUUUCCGUGCUGCCUUUAGGCGCUCAGUAAACGCAACUCUGCCCGAGUCGGGUGUCGAACCUCGAGCCCCCUUCUAUGUAGCCAAGUUCAAGCGCACUUGGCCUCUCGCCCACGCUUCCCACAACUCUCUGACACAAUGAGUUGUAAAAAACAAACAGGUUGUAUUUGUAAUGUAUUGUAAAAUGUAUCUAUUAUUGUAUUCAUACUUAAGAAACUUUUCAUUCCUUAUUGAAAAUGACGAGUUACAUUUGCUAUGUAGACAAAGAUAUUUGUGAAGCCAACCUUUGCCUUGAAAACUUUAUUACAAUGAAGUUUGUUUAGGUUGGGCCUGAGUUAGCUUUUGUAUAUAAUUUCCAAGUUAAAUCUGACCUCAUUAUAAUAUUCUUACAUAUGAACUAGUUUAAAAAGACAUCAGUUCUUGUUCAUUGAUUUUGUUACACCCAUCACACAUCAACAUUGUUUUUGCAAAUAAAAAUUUAAUUCAAUUUUU
Molecule: messenger RNA, 1963 nt
Organism: Biomphalaria glabrata
Lineage: Eukaryota; Metazoa; Mollusca; Gastropoda; Planorbidae
Product: zinc finger protein 830-like
Exons: 9
Coding region: 25-969 (314 amino acids)
Biological process (GO): mitotic DNA damage checkpoint signaling; mitotic DNA replication checkpoint signaling; nuclear DNA replication
Cellular component (GO): spliceosomal complex; nucleus
Molecular function (GO): zinc ion binding; nucleic acid binding
Source: RefSeq, a predicted model, not a curated record